Molecule: messenger RNA, 788 nt
Organism: Biomphalaria glabrata
Lineage: Eukaryota; Metazoa; Mollusca; Gastropoda; Planorbidae
Product: 60S ribosomal protein L10a-like
Exons: 5
Coding region: 100-753 (217 amino acids)
Biological process (GO): translation
Cellular component (GO): large ribosomal subunit
Molecular function (GO): structural constituent of ribosome; RNA binding
Source: RefSeq, a predicted model, not a curated record
GUCAAACUAGGCUAAAACGGAAAUAGACGCGAAAAAUCUGGUUAUAACCUUAACGAUUUCCUCUUCCUCUUUCUUUCUACACGACUUCACUCCAGCAAGAUGAGUAAGAUCAACAGAGAUUCACUCCGUGAGUCCAUUGACAAUGUUCUCAAGUAUGCCAAUGAGAUUAAAGUACGAAAGUUCACGGAAUCCAUUGAACUGCAAAUAGCUCUCAAGAACUAUGAUCCUCAAAAGGACAAGCGUUUUGCUGGAACCAUCAAACUGCGUAAUAUUCCUAAGCCUAAGAUGAAGGUAUGUGUUCUUGGUGAUCAAGUUCAUUGUGAUCAGGCCAAGGCUAACGAUAUGCCACAUAUGGACAUUGAAGCACUCAAAAAGUUGAACAAGGACAAAAAGCUUGUUAAAAAACUUGCCAAAAAGUAUGAUGCUUUCCUUGCUUCUGAGUCUCUGAUUCGUCAAAUUCCCAGAGUGCUGGGUCCAGGUCUUAACAAAGCUGGCAAGUUCCCAGCACCCAUUACUCACAAUGACAGUCUUAAUGCUAAAGUUGAAGAGACUAAGGCUACCAUUAAAUUUCAAAUGAAAAAGGUCUUGUGCUUGGCUGUCUGCAUUGGCCAUGUCAAGAUGAACAAUGAAGAGCUGUAUCAGAAUAUUACCUUGGCUAUCAAUUUCCUUGUUUCUCUUCUGAAGAAAAAUUGGCAAAAUGUCAGAUCUCUGUACAUUAAGAGUACAAUGGGUCCAGUGGAGAAAAUUUAUUAAUAUUUCAGUAUCAUUAAAAUAUUGAACCUUUUAAA